UCCUUCUCAUAAAAUCUCAAAUCAAACACUCUUCUACAAAUAUACACCUUGAUUAGUUCUAUCAAUUCAUCAAGUCAUGGCCUCAAUGAAAACAUUCAUCACAUCUUUAUUUCUUUUCGUUGCCUUGUCAAACAUGAGCCUAGAAGCUCGAAACCUUUUGCAAACAACCACACAACCCAAUUUGCCAAACAUUCCCACUUUGCCAAAUCCAACAUUGCCUUCAAUUCCAACAACAUUGCCACCUUUGCCCUCAAUCCCAACAACAUUGCCACCUUUGCCUUCAAUGCCAACAUUGCCUCAACCUCAAGGUAAUGUUCCUCCAUUGCCUACUAUCCCUUCUAUGCCUAAGCUCACUAUGCCACCACUUCCUAGCAUUCCUACCAAUCCAACACUUCCAUCUCUCAACUUUCCACCAUUUCCAUCCAAUUCACUUCCCAACAUUCCUUCAAUCUCAACCAUUAUCUCCUCCAUCCCUUUCUUCUCUCCACCACCUUCAACAUCUUCCCCUUGAAGUCUUUUUCGCGUGUUCAUAUCGUUAUUGUGUGUGAUGUAUACUGUUGGAGAUUAUGAUGAUAGUAUUAUUAUUGUAUGGUGUGAAAAGUUUGUGUAUUUUUCUUUUUUAUUUAUGAAUUUGAUAUUAUUGCUUGUACUCUUUUAUCGUAAAGACAUUGAAUUAUUACACAUUUAGUUACAACUA
This is a messenger RNA of Medicago truncatula (barrel medic), 697 nucleotides long. Its product is annotated as protein PELPK1. Lineage: Eukaryota; Viridiplantae; Streptophyta; Magnoliopsida; Fabales; Fabaceae. The record is from RefSeq and is a predicted model, not a curated record. The transcript has a single exon. Bases 77 to 511 code for a protein of 144 amino acids.